Messenger RNA from Lycium barbarum (goji berry), 1139 nucleotides. RefSeq lists its product as uncharacterized. NCBI's taxonomy places the organism in Eukaryota, Viridiplantae, Streptophyta, Magnoliopsida, Solanales, Solanaceae. Gene Ontology annotation, cellular component: mitochondrion. The transcript has 2 exons. The record is from RefSeq and is a predicted model, not a curated record. Gene Ontology annotation, biological process: mitochondrial respiratory chain complex II assembly. The coding region runs from base 532 to 867 and encodes 111 amino acids.
AAUCCCCCUAGUUUUUUAUUCGUCCAAUUUCUUACAAUUAAGCUUAAUUACGCACCUUCUCAGAUGGAGAUUGCUUAUUGUCAGCUCUUGGGUUUUGCCUAAUUAUUGUUAUAUCUGAUAGUUUACAAAAUUCAAAACCAUUUCCUUCUUUGUGAUUUUAGGUCAAAUAAACCUAAAUAAUAUGACGGCUGGUCUUGUGUCUUUAUGUUCUUGUUGUUGAUCCAAUAAACAUAUCACCUUGUAAAUAUCUUUCGUCAAAUGGUGGUCGAGAUGUACUGCAGUAUCUCUAUUUUAGAUGAGGAGCUUUUAAGUAUUGGUAGUAUCGUAGAAUGCAUAAGGUCCCGUUAUACAAUGUACUUAAAACCGUUAGCCAACUUUGUCUUGGACCAAGUAAUUCCGUAAACAAGGAGAUUCAUUGCUCUGUGACUCUUGACAUCUAAUCUUCGCAUUUUUCAUCACUUUUAGAUGGCCACUGUAAAAACUUCAAAGCGGUUUCUGGUCUCGGUCAAGACUCGGCAAAGCAAAUAGGAAAUGGCAAGAAAUAUGGGUCAUCUCUUGAGAUUGAUGAUUGAGCUUCCAGCAUCCAGAGUUGGUUUUUCUAAGCACUUAGCUAGUCGACUCAUCUGCUCUUCAACUCAAGGAGUGCAAGUCAAACAGGAUCGUCCUGGAGAGCAUGAUGCUCAUACCUCGGAUGAGAAGGAGAAGGUUGAUAACAAAAAUGAAGGGAGUACUGAAGUUGAGAGCGACAAUGAUGAAGGGGACAAUGGUUACAUUAAUAAAAAGACUGGUGAGAUUGGAGGCCCGAGAGGUCCUGAGCCCACCCGCUAUGGCGACUGGGAGAAGGGUGGCCGCUGCUCUGAUUUCUGAUCUUCGUUUCUGCUUUUGAUUCAACUGCCCUCUUAUAGGUAAUGGCUUACUUAUUGGGUAUGGGGGAGACGAAUAAAUAGUAAUGUAGGUGUCAGUCAAAAUAGUCAUGUUAUUUUUUCGAAGUUUUUUUUUCUUUUCUUUUCUUUUCUUUUCUGAUAGGUUACCCCUCUAAUGCUUGAAUGCUGCAAUGAGCAUUGAAUAAGAGCAGCUGUUACAUGAUUGUACAAUGCGAAGUUUCUGAUAAUAUGGGUACCUAAUAGUCUUCUUAAUUA